AAGUUGAACUAGUAUCCACUGAAGCGUCGGCGUCGGGUUCUAAAACAACUCGGAUAAGCGAAAGAGCUGAGAGCAAAGCGGUGUUUGGCGUAGCAGCGCCACCGAAUUCAGGUGAACUCCACCGUUUCUCACACUCACCUUUUCACUACUCACCACUUUCAAACCCUUUUUUCCUCCUCAUCUUAACCUUUCUCUUUGCAUUUCCAUUUUAAUCUCUCACUUUAUCAUGCACCGGGGCUAAACGCAACCCUCAGUCUCUUUGCUCUAGGAACUUUUUUUUGAGAAUUUGAAAUUUCUUCAGUUGCAAGAGGGGUGUGGUUUAAUUUCCAUUGUCUUUUUGAGUGGUGUUCGUUGUUUGAAGUUAUUGUGUGAGUAAAUCUGGGUAAAAUCUUGGAUCUUGGAAGGUUGUGUGGCUUCAAUUUGAAACCCUAAUUUUGUUCUGUUUGUAAAAUAGGGUUUUGUAGUUGUUUUUAUUUUGAUAUGAAUACCGAGGAAGGAAUGGGCAGUCCUGAUGAUUAUACUGAAUGUAGUGGAGGAGUUCAGGGUUUGAAACUCGAAGCUGUUUCUGAUGAGGUGCCAAUUUUAAAUGGGGAUGGUGUUGCUGAAGAGGCUCGGGGCUUGAAAAGUGAAGCCGUGAGUGAUGAUUGUUGUUUUGAUAUGGGAGCUGAGGAAGGAGUGAGGAGUCCUGGUGACACUAAAUGUGCUGAAGGAAUUCGGUGUUUGAAACGCAAAGCCAUUUCUGAUGAGGUGCCAAUUUCCAAUGGGAAUGGUGUUGCUGAAGAGGUUCGACAUUUGAAAAGUGAAGCCGUGAAUGAUGGGGUGGUAUUUGCCAUCGGAAAUGGUGUUGCUGAUGUGGGUGGGGAUUUGAAAAGUGAAGUAUUGAAUAAUGGGGUAAAUGGGAAUGGUGUAUUUGAAGAGGCUCGACACUCGAAAAGUGAAGCUAUGAGCAAUGGGGUGGUAUUUGGCUAUGGGAAUGAAGUUACUGAUGUGGCUAGGGUUUUGAAAAGUGAAGCAUCAAAUAGUGCGUUUAAUGGAAAUGGUGUAUUUGAAGAGGAUCGGCACUUGAAAAGUGAAGACCUGAACGAUGGGGUGGUAUUUGCCAAUGGAAAUGGUGUUAUUGAUGUGGCUGGGGUUUUGGAAAGUAAAAUAUCGAGUAACGGGGUAAAUGGAAAUGGUGUAUUUGUAGAGGAUCGACACUCGAAAAGUGAAGCCACGAAUGAUGGGGUGGUACUAGCCAAUGGAAAUGGUAUUACUGAUGUGGCUGGGGAUUUGAAAAGUGAAGUAUUGAAUAGUGGGGUGAAUGAAAAUGGUGUUAUUGAAGAGGGCGGAGUUUUGAAAAGUGAACGCGUUAGCAAUGGGGUGCCAAUUGCAGAUGGGUUUGAUUCUGGCGAAGGGGGCUCUGGUGGACUUACUUGUCUUCUAACUUACAAGAGGCGGAAAUAUGAUAAGUCAAGCUCAAAAGGCAAAGCUAAGGAGGAUUGGAGAAAAUGUGUGGAAACUACAAGUCAUAUGGGAGACCAGGCUGUGAAGGAACCCUUUGAUGCAACUUUGGGCAAUACUGAAAAUGAUUGUGCCCAUAGACAUUGGGGGAAUGAUGUACUAAAGCAUUCAUAUCAGUCAUUAGGCAAUGUCGAUGGUGGCAUAGAGGGGUGCAUAGGGCAAGCACUAGUUCAGCAUCCUCAAAGAAGUUGUGCCACCACAGUUAUGCAGGGAACUUCUAAAAUUGACAAAGAUGGACAUGGAUUUUCUUCACAAUUUGACUGCUUAUCUCACAGACCACAGGCUGAAGCUAAUGGGCACACACAUGUCAAGCAAAAUGGAUCUUCUAGUGAACCCCAUAACCAUGGUGGGACUGAGAAGUGUCAGCGCUUGCUCCACGAUAUAUUAAACUCAGAAAAAUUCAAUUCAUUACGCAAUACUUUACUUGAAAAUUUCAAAGGAAUAGAGCCUGAAAGCGUAUUGGAUUUUAGUAUCGUGAACACAAGGAUGAAGCAGAAAACUUAUGAACCAUCACCUGCACUUUUCUUGUCAGAUAUUCAACAGGUCUGGAGAAAGCUUCAAGAUGUUGGUAACGAGAUCUCUGCUCUUUCUAAAAGCCUCUCUAUCAUGUCAACAACUUUCUACUCUGAACUGGUUGGAGUUUCAGCGCAGAGCACAUUUGAAGAUGAAAAACAAAUUGAAUUGGACUCACACAUGAAACCGGAACAGACAGAAGAAUGCACUACCUAUAAAAUUUGCUGUUGCAGUCGUUGUGGAGAAAGGGCAGAUGGUACAGACUGUUUGGUGUGCGAUUCAUGUGAGAAGGUGUACCAUUUGUCCUGUAUUGAGCCUGCAGUGAAAGAAAUACCUCACAAAAGCUGGUAUUGUACUAAUUGCACCACCAGUGGCUUUGGAUCUCCGCAUGAGAAUUGUGUAGUAUGUACGAGGUUGAAUGACGCAAUGACUCCGAAGAAAAUAAUUGGUGAUGAAAGCCUCACUACAUAUGAGGAAACACUUAAUGGAUUUGAAGAGAAAUCAAAUUACAGCUAUGAUGGGGUUCAAGUAUCUAAAGGUGGGGAAAAAACACUGGAUUGCAAAGUGUGCGGAUAUGAAGUCCUAGUUGAUGGUGAAAAAAUUAGAAUAUGUGGUCACCCUUUUUGCCCAAGUAAUUACUACCAUGUAAGGUGUUUGACAAGCAAGCAAUUAAAUUCAUAUGGUCGUUGGUGGUACUGCCCUUCUUGUUUAUGCCAAGUUUGCCUCGUCGAUCAUGAUGACGAUCAAAUUAUCCUUUGUGAUGGCUGUGAUCAUGCAUAUCACAUCCAUUGCAUGAAGCCUCCUCUAUCUUCUAUUCCAAAAGGGAAAUGGUUCUGCAAAAAAUGUGAUGCCGGAAUCAAGGCAAUAUCCCAGGCAAAAAGGGCGUAUGAGAAUAACAAGCUGAGAAUCGGUGAAAAUGUUUCAAAGCCAAGAGGUAAUAAUGAAAACAAUUGCAACAAUAAAUGUGUAGAAGAAUUGGAAAGUGUUGGAGGAAUGGACAUGCUUUUAACUGCCGCCAAUUCUCUGAAUUUCGAAGAUAAUUUAACCGAAAACCAGUUUGAGUAGCAGAUGGCAUGGCGUAUUUUGAAGGGUUUGUGAGCCUCCGGGUUAUCGUUUUAACUUCGUGAACUGUUGAUAUCCAACUAUUUGACAUUUUGUGCAUUUUUUGGAUGACUGAUCUUUUGGUAGGUUGUAUAACAUUGGUAGAUUUCCUGACUUUUGGAUACACGACACAGAAAGACACGACUAUAGAGGGUAAAACGCCAAAGGCAUAAUCAGAAAUUGUUGUAAGUUCUAUCUGCAAGAGCAAGCAGAUCAGAUACUGUAGUAUAAGAUGGUUGAUAUGGAAUUUAAUUGUCUGCUUUGCUUGUGUCAUGCAUUGUGUAGUAUUUUGGAUUGGGAUGUUAUAAGCCCACAUUUCUCUAAAUUUGUACAAUAUAAUUUCAACUAUGUUGAAUAUCAGAAGAUUGAGGAGUUUAAUACA
Vicia villosa (hairy vetch) is the source of this 3496-nucleotide messenger RNA. Its product is annotated as PHD finger protein EHD3-like. The coding region runs from base 481 to 3078 and encodes 865 amino acids. The transcript is spliced from 6 exons. Lineage: Eukaryota; Viridiplantae; Streptophyta; Magnoliopsida; Fabales; Fabaceae. The record is from RefSeq and is a predicted model, not a curated record.